Molecule: messenger RNA, 1900 nt
Organism: Brassica rapa (field mustard)
Lineage: Eukaryota; Viridiplantae; Streptophyta; Magnoliopsida; Brassicales; Brassicaceae
Product: two-component response regulator ARR3
Biological process (GO): cytokinin-activated signaling pathway; phosphorelay signal transduction system
Source: RefSeq, a predicted model, not a curated record
AAGGUAGAGGAGAGUAGGAUGUCUUCUCCAAGAGAACCUUUUAAGUAACAUACUACACAGCGUCCCAUGCAUUUGAUGAGAUACAUGCAUGAACUGAGUGAGAAUAUUGUAACUCAAUUUGGGACGAAUGUGGGCUAAGAUAAAUAAGCCCAUGUUGAAUAAACUUCCGAUUAACUCAUAACACACACACAAUACAACUGUAUCUCUAGUGAAUCUCUCCUCAAGAUCUCACUCUCUCACAAUACAACUGUAUCUCUAGUGAAUCUCUCCUCAAGAUCUCACUCUCUCACAAUACAGAGUAUCAACUGGAACUAUGAGCUAAUACAUCGAUAAAGUAUAUCCUUCACUCUCUCUUUAUCUAUACUCUAGCUUCAUUGUAACUGUCAAAGCCUCUCUGUCCCUCAGAGUUUUAGCUUCCUUCCAUCUUCUUCCGCGUCAUCAGCUGGUACUACUUACAGCUUAUCAGCCCACCAAUGAGAUGUACGUACGUACUUCGUCGGAUGCAUGUAAAAUGGGCCGUUAUCGGAUGUAACACAAUGGUUUUGUUCCAUCGGUGUGUCAAACGAUCAUGCACCACUAAGACCACACUCGAAAAUAAUAUAAAUGCAUUGCUUCUAUUAUAUUUCAGUGCCAAAAAUAUUUCAAAAUACCCAAAUUUUUUAUGCGGAAACAUGUGUGGAGAAGCUUUGAAGUUGAUAAUGGUGCUCACCAAAUCAUCAACAUAUAUAAGAAUAUGAACAAUGUAAGUAAAUGUAAGAAUCAAAGAAAACACACAUGUUUUUUUACAUCAUACAGUUACUAAGUCGCGUUUAUUUUCAGUCGGAGGAAUGUCUUUAUUUAUUUAUUCUUUUUAAGUAAGAAAAAGACAGCAAUAAAGAUUUGAUUUUGGAAGCUUAUUAUAAAAGGAAGUGAAAGAGAAGAAAGCAAAAACAGAGUUGGCACUUUCUCUCUUCUCUCUUUCCUCACCGCCGGACACAGAGACUAUGCCUCUAGACGGUGGCGUUUCUUGUCGACGCAGGUCAGAGAUGAUCGGAAUAGGAAUAGGAGAACUCGAAUCUCCGCCGCUGGAUUCAGACCAAGUUCACGUUCUAGCCGUUGACGACAGCCUCGUCGAUCGUAUCGUCAUAGAAAGAUUGCUUCGUAUUACUUCUUGCAAAGUCACGGCGGUUGAUAGCGGAUGGCGUGCUCUGGAGUUCUUAGGGCUGGACGAUGAUAAAUCCUCCGUAGAAUUCGAUAGAUUGAAGGUGGAUUUGAUCAUAACUGAUUACUGUAUGCCUGGAAUGACGGGAUACGAGCUUCUCAAGAAGAUUAAGGAGUCGACUAGUUUCCGAGAAGUUCCGGUUGUGAUAAUGUCGUCGGAGAACGUUCUCACUCGAAUCGACAGAUGCCUUGAAGAAGGUGCGGAGGAUUUCUUGUUGAAGCCUGUGAAACUCGCCGACGUGAAACGCCUGAGGACUUACUUGACGAGAGACGUUAAAGUCUCCGACGGAAACAAACCCAAGGUUCCUGAAGAUCUCAGCCGUUUCUCUUCUUUGGCUAUGGUUACUCCUCCUCCGCCAUCCAUUACCUCGGUGGAAUCCGUGUCUCUGUCGCCGGAGUCUUCGGUUUCGCCGGUGGAUUCGCCGAUAAGACCGAUGGAGAUGAGGAGUCCCGGAUUAGAUUAGAGAGAUCCGUGGGAUGACUUUCUCCGUUAACUUUUCUACUUUUGACGGGUUUAUUGACUGCACGUUGACUUCACGCCGUCAGUUUAUGGAUCUCUCGUUGAUAUUGAUUGAUCGAUGUGGGGUCUCUUUACUCUUGUACGAAAACUUUUUGAUUUUCUUGUAUUUAACUACAUACUGUAUGUUUCUUUAAUCAAAUAAGAGUUCAAUUAUCAAAUAAGAUUUCAGAGCUGGUUUUU